UGAUAGACACUAAGGUGAAGUAUCUUCGUUGGUCAGCUCUCCCGAGCCUUAAGGAUUCUUUUCUAAGAUAGGAUAAGCUGCCUGAGAGUGAGUUCCAACGCUCGUUCGAAUUCUGCUCGCAGUCAGGACGUGGGUCUUUCCAUAGUGUGAACUACCCCGAAUUCUCGGCACAUCUCAAGGGCCGCAAUGCUGUAUUGCGUUUAAAUACCUAUGCCACGUUGAAAAGGCGGAAUGCCAUACGAAUGGCCCAUAUAGAAACCUCACGUCGUUAGCUGAUUCCUACCUCGUUGGUGGGGUCGCCGUUCGGUCUGCCUCAUCGCUGUCCCCGCCCCUCGAGUCUUUUUUUCGCUCGCGACCCACUGAAGGCAUUGUAUGCCGUUAGAAUGAUUGGUACAGGAGAUCUGACUUCCAGAAAGAAGCCAGCCCUUCUUUGGUGAGUGCCGGUACAGUUAGGCAAAAGGGGCCGCGCCCAAAUUGCUGAUCUUUUGAGCCUCCGACCCUUCUUACCUCGUCAUAAAAAGACUCAAUAAUUCUGCCCUUUCUUUUUUCCCCGGAGUGCAACUUCCAUAUUAAUUUUUGAUUUUUGCCCCCUCACCACAUACCUAUUACCUAAGUAUGGCGGACAGUCAUCGAGGACAUGGCCAUUCACGGUCAUCUUCUAACCGUACUCGCCAAAGCGCUCGGCCUCGGUCCCAGCGUCAUCGACGUAUUACGGAACCUAGUAGCACACCUUCUAUUGUUGGAGAUGAGGUCGUGGGGUAUCAAAUAUCUUUGGAAGAAAGUAGCAACACCAACGCCGCGUAUUUACAGGGCAAUACCGACAUGGAGGAAACAGUGACGUACCAGAAUAUUCAUCCAACCAGCACUACCACGACAGAUCUUUCAAGAUCCGUAUACACCACAAGCAUCUUCAGACCAUCGACCGCCCCUCAUGGGGGGGAUGAUGCCAACGUUACAUCAUAUGAUCCUCACAUAUCCAACUAUGAUUCGUAUCCGCCGGAUAUCUCGCCUGACUACCACCAAUUGGACCCAUCCUACUCGAUGACUGCCGCCAUGAAUACUAGCUCCAGGUGGCUAUACUCAACAUAUCUGUCCUCGAAUGGCCAUACCACCAAUACAACCACGUCUGACGACGUGACUGCAUACACCCAGCCAGUACCAUACCCACAGAGAGACACGAGGUUCAAUAUUUUUAGUAUAUCCCCGAUUUCAUCGCCUGGUGAGAUGGAAGUUAUAGACGAGGAUAACACCCGGCAAGAGACAGAUGGUGUGUUUAGCCAGGACCAAGGCCCACACACUCAAGCAUUAUCAGACCCCUAUGACACAUCUUUAGGGAGACGGUGGUCUACCGAGAACCAUCAUGGCUCUAUUGAGGACACCACCGAGCAGGUCAUCCCUGAUAAUAUAGGGAGGCAAGCCGAAGAAGAAGAGCAGAAUCACUCUAUCGACGAACGACUUGGAGAAGACAAUAUCCGCCAUUACAUGGUUCGUAUAGAGCCAUGGAGCCCAGUGAAUCGGCACAACGAAAGCCACUAUACUAGCCACUCAUAUUUGCGCCGCGAUUCUUCAGAUCAUGUCGAUGACGAGGAUGAAACUAAUUAGGUAAGCUCUACCCCUGCCUGGCGAGGGUAAUCUCUGAUCGCUAGUGGUUGGAGAACAUCGGAUAGAAGUAAAAUAUAGUUCAUACGGCGUACGGUUUCCCUUAUCUCGGACGGAAUUAUACCUUACCUAGGUAGGCAUGUGUCGUUGAUUGUAGAGAACGUGGUUCAACAGGGAGAAAUAUGCUUUUGGGAUAAUGUAAGGAUUGGGUGUUUCAACAUAGGGUCAAAUUCUUGUAAGAAAGCAAAACUCGCCACCGCCUGUAUGAGCUGUAGUGUUAGGGAUAAUGAAGAUUUACGUCGCCACUGACUAUACACCGCUAGGCCGGCGAAGCAAUACUAACCCAUUGAUAAGCCCGAAAGCAGCCGUGGGAACGCGUCUUUUGGGCUUACGGUAGACACGACUAAUUAUUCUUUCCCCUAAGCGCUAGAGCCGAUAUCCAUUCACAGUCCAUCUUUUAUAUAGGUAAGUCCAUUCUGUUACUCAAUGGCGAGUUGUAAUCCCGGCUUAUUUCAUCUUGCGUGAAAACGCACGUGAAACAGUCCACCCUGAUCUGAAGGAUACCCUGAUACAUGACCACAACAGAAACACGACGUCGAACCAACGUCAAAUCUUCAGAAAGGGCGUGCGAAAC
Messenger RNA from Annulohypoxylon maeteangense, 2233 nucleotides. RefSeq lists its product as uncharacterized. The record is from RefSeq and is a predicted model, not a curated record. The coding region runs from base 616 to 1602 and encodes 328 amino acids. The transcript is spliced from 2 exons. Lineage: Eukaryota; Fungi; Ascomycota; Sordariomycetes; Xylariales; Hypoxylaceae.